Corylus avellana is the source of this 782-nucleotide messenger RNA. RefSeq lists its product as uncharacterized. Lineage: Eukaryota; Viridiplantae; Streptophyta; Magnoliopsida; Fagales; Betulaceae. The record is from RefSeq and is a predicted model, not a curated record.
CCGUGUUUAAAUGGGCGCUGUAGGAACAGCCAGGUGAAAAUUGAAAAACCCUACUCGGACUGUGUGUGUGUGUGUGAGAGAGAGAGAGAGAGAGAGAGAGAGAGUGGCAAUGUCAUCGUAUCAUUCGUGUGGAAUGAGGGUUUUCAGAGGGUGCAGGGCACUCUUAGCGCCAGCCAAAUCCGCAGCUGCCGAUGUAGCUAAUGCAAAGAGCACCACCACCACUGCCAGAUCAAAGCCAAAGCCAAAGCCAAGGCCAGCGAAGGCAAUCAAUCAGGUGACAGGUACAGGGUUAUCGUCUCCAAAGCUCAAAGCCCCAAAACGAGAAACGGCUGGACCCAGGGGCAUCCUGAAGUCGGUCCCAAUCUCCCCAGCGCUCCAGACCUUCAUGGGUGUGCCGGAGGCCUCUCGCAGCGGCGCCGUCAAGCAGAUCUGGUCCUACAUCAAGAGCCAGAACCUCCAGAAUCCUGCAGAUAAGAGGGAGAUCUUUUGCGAUGAGAAGCUGAAGGCCUUAUUUAGUGGAAAGGACAAGGUUGGGUUCCUGGAAAUUGGGAAAUUGCUCUCCCUCCACUUUGUUAAGACUAAUUAACUGCUGACUUUAGGUGUUUUGCUUAGGUUGGUGCUCUCAACUCUUUACUGAUGAAGCUCUUGUGACAUUUCUUUGAAACCCUUUUGGAUGUUAUUUUGUUUGAGAGCGAACUCUCUGGCUGUGUUUGACUUGAAAAAAAAUGUUUAGCUGGACAUGUUGUAAAAAGUACUUAGGAAAAUUGAGUAGAUUGUUUUCA